Molecule: messenger RNA, 779 nt
Organism: Myodes glareolus (Bank vole)
Lineage: Eukaryota; Metazoa; Chordata; Mammalia; Rodentia; Cricetidae
Source: RefSeq, a predicted model, not a curated record
CCUAGCAGUUGGGAGAGUCGUGGAGUUUGACUCUGGUUGUUAUGCGGUUAGUGCUUAAAAGUUAAUUUUGUAAAAUUAUUUCACGUUGAGUUGACGGGAGGGUGGUCACAGCGAUGUUCUCCACUCUGAGGAAGCUCUUUUGCUUUAAGAAGGAGCCAAAAACCCCCUUGGGGUUUUGUGACGGCCCAAGUAGUGAGAGAGAGACCUUGUUCUGCUGCAAGUGCAGAACUAAAGAAUACCAAGAGACAUAUGAGGCAGAGAAUGAAUUUCACCAAGCAGUGUGCGCAGGAAAACUCGAAGUGGCACUGCGUCUCCUUGCGAAGGAGGGUUUUCAAAUAAAUGAUGAGGACCCAAGGAAACGAACUGCGCUCCACUUUGCCUGCUUUCAUGGUCAUCUGCAUUUGGUUUAUUUUCUCCUAUUCAAUGAAUGUGAGAUAAACGUCCUGGAUGAUGAAAACUCCACACCACUAAUGAAGGCUGUGCAGAGCUUGCAGACAGAGAUUGUUUCUGUCCUGCUUGAUAAUGAAGCAGAUCCCAAUAUUAAGGACUGCAAUGGGCAAACUGCAAUACAUCUAGCAGUAUAUGGAGGCAGCCUAGAAAUUGCCAGCAUUCUUCUUGAAUUUGGGGGAAAUAUUGAAGAAACUACACAGGAUGGGCUUACCCCUCUGAUGCUAGCACUCCAAGAAAGGAAACUCCUCAUUGCAGAAUUCCUAAUCACACACGGGGCAAAUAUUCAUGUACGUGAUGGUCAUCAAAGGUACUGUAUUUUGAAUUUUUAA